AUGGAAGGUGUUCCCUCGCCCCUCCAGGUCGGAUCUCCGGCGCAGUCAAGACAUACGUCCUCCGAUUCAGUUCCAACAGCACUCAGGACAGGAUCGCCGGCCAUUGAUCGAGGCACCCCGCCUCUGCCCAGCCGACCACCUUUGACCCGCAAGAACACCUCAGGUUCCGAUAGACUUUCCCAGCUGUUUCCCUCGCGUCCACCUUCAGUCAUUUCUAGCCCUGAUAUCCCUUCUUCACGGCGAACUUCAUAUCCUUCGCCUCUCAUACCAGCAUCCGAUACAUCGUAUAGGAUACCCCGCGCGCCCGCGCCUCCUUCCUUCUCCGAGGAUACGUCCUACAAUUCCACCCCCGACCAUUUCGACCAGCAGUCUUCUCAGGUUUCCCAAGCUAGCGGGACUAAACGACUUCUUAAUAGGCUCACAUCCUUGCGAAGUGCGCGCGCAAGAGGAGGGGAGUACAAUAGGUUAGACGAUGAGGAAAGCGGAAGGGUACGGCUUAGAGGAGUUCAAGAGGUUGAGGAGCCUGUUGGGUACGAUCUUAGCGGCUAUGAUGGCCUACCAAUGAAGAGCUUUGGCUCGACCGGACAGAAGAAACAAACAGUGGCCGAUGGUUUUGAACAGCAACGCCAGCUGAAUGAAGCUGGCUACGCUGCCGAGUUCGAACGGCUGGAGGCCCAACUAGGUGCAGGAAUGUCCUCCAUUGUCGAGGUGCCAUUCACACACAAACCGGGAGCACCAGAGCAAAAGAUUGGCCACAAGCGAGGCAUCUCAAAUUCGGAUUUCACUGCAAAUGAAGCAGCGCAACAAGAGGCAGAGAAAUCUGGAGGUAUUGUCGCUGUUGCGGAUGUCCCCAUCGAUAUCAGUGACACCUUUGGAGGAGGAGACUUCGAGACGCGCAGCGCACUUACCAUAAAUCAGAACGACGACGGGUCAAAGACCAGCUAUUACUUCCCUGAAGAUCCAGAUAUGCCCGCAUGGCGACCAUUCUCCAUGGGCUGGCCUUGGCUCUCAUUCCUCGUCAUCAUCGCCCUUAUACUCGCCGGAGUGCAAGAGUUCCUCUGUCAACUGUCCAUGAAAAGAUCUAGGGAAGAUGAAACCAACGGCCUGAUUAGGUUCAAAAAGCCUGGAGACCUCACUGUUCUGGAAUAUUUCACUUGGAAAUACGCACCCGUGCUAUUUUUCGUCAUAUACGGCAUUCUCUGGCAAAUUACCGACUUCGAAGUCAAGCGUUUGGAGCCCUUCUACCAACUAUCGAAGAAGAGUGGUGCCACAGCUGCUGAGUCUCUUAACAUGGACUAUGUAACGUUCAUGUCAUGGCUUGUGCCGCUAAGGGCUCUCCGGCACAAGCAGUAUGCUGUAAUUUACAUAUCGCUUGCGACACUGAUCGCCAGCAGUCUGGUGCCUGUGCUGCAAUCAGCAUCUGUCAACAUCUACCCGAAGCAAAAAGAUCGCAAAGCCGAGGACUGGAAAUCGAUACGGAUCGACCCUCCCUGGUCAAGAGCUGUGACCGCUUGCUUGGUUUUCGUGGCCAUAUGUGGUUCCGUACUGAUGUACGAGAUGCGUCGGAAAAGUGGACUUCUAUCUGACCCCAAGGGUAUUGCUGGCGUCGCAGCCAUGGCCACAAGGAGUCAUAUUCUAGCGGAUUUUCACGGAUUGGACACAGCACCCCUCAACAAGAUUCACAAGCAACUUCGGCAUCGCCGAUACAUUCUCCACAAGAGCGCUUUAUGGCAGGGAGAAUAUAUCCGGAAUAGUAAAGAGAGGAUUCACGAGCAUGGGUCCGACCCACGGCCUAUGAUGUUGAGGCCAAUAGCGGGGAUUCCAUUCAUAGGCUACAUCGUAGCCUUCACGGCCUCGAUUCCCGUUUUCAUGUUUGUCGAUGGUGCGAACACAGUAACAGAACAGCUCCCCUUCCUCCUCACCGCCCUCGCAACGAUCGUCAAACUUCUCUGGGGAGCCAUGAACUGUGCCAUUCGAAUGUUAGAACCCUUCUACGUCCUGUCCAACCGACGCGCCCCUGCCAAAACUCUGACCCUCGAUUACACCGGCACGAAUCCCAUCUUCCUCCCUUUCAAAGCCCUCAUGAACAGGCACUACCUCGUCGCCGCCGUGGGCAUGGGCUCGAUCCUCACCGAGAUUCUAACCGUCUGCGUCUCCUCCUUCACCGUCGACGGUAAGAAGUUUAUUCCCGGCAACGGCGGGGAAGAGGACCACGACGAUGACCCGCACGACCGUUACAACAGCGGCGAGACCUUCCGCUCCUUCUGGAUUUCUUUCAUGCUCGUCAUUCUCAUCCUCAUCGUCCUCAUCUGCAUCGCCGCCCUGGCCCUCAAGCGCCGCUCCCAGAAAUUCAUGCCCAGGCAGAUCGGCACCAUCGCCUCCGUCCUCGCGUUCAUCCACCAGUCGAAGAUGCUUGUCAAUUUCGUUGACGCAGAGAAAUAUGAUAGCACGCAGAUGACGAAGCAUCUCGAGAAGCAAGGCAAGACGUACGCGUUGGGUUGGUUCAGCGGGCGAGACGGCGACGACCACUGCGGUAUCGAUGAGGAACCCGUUCUUGCGCCGUACAGUUACGGGGUCGAUUGGACAAAGACGAGAGUGUUGGGAAGCCACAUUGGGACGUGGGAGCAUUAUUAG
This is a messenger RNA of Aaosphaeria arxii CBS 175.79, 2634 nucleotides long. RefSeq lists its product as uncharacterized. The transcript has 2 exons. The record is from RefSeq and is a predicted model, not a curated record. The coding region runs from base 1 to 2634 and encodes 877 amino acids. Lineage: Eukaryota; Fungi; Ascomycota; Dothideomycetes; Pleosporales.